Pteropus alecto (black flying fox) is the source of this 1379-nucleotide messenger RNA. RefSeq names its product interleukin 2 receptor subunit gamma (gene IL2RG). Bases 56 to 1120 code for a protein of 354 amino acids. NCBI's taxonomy places the organism in Eukaryota, Metazoa, Chordata, Mammalia, Chiroptera, Pteropodidae. Gene Ontology annotation, cellular component: membrane; external side of plasma membrane. The transcript is spliced from 8 exons. The record is from RefSeq and is a predicted model, not a curated record. Gene Ontology annotation, molecular function: protein binding; cytokine receptor activity. Gene Ontology annotation, biological process: cytokine-mediated signaling pathway.
GGUAAGGGGCCAAGGUUCCUGACACAGUACGUUCAGAGAACGAAUCGCGAGCGCCAUGUUGAAGUCACCAUCGCCACUCAGAUCCCUCUUACUCCUGCAGCUGCCUCUGCUGGGGGUGGGGCUGACCACAAUGGUCCUCGCGCCCAGUGGGAAUGAAGACAUCACAGCUGAUGCCUUCCCGACCUCUCCACCCGCCGGGGCCAUCGGCGUGAGCACCGUGCCCCUCCCAGAGGUUCAGUGUUUUGUGUUCAAUGUCGAGUACAUGAACUGCACUUGGAACAGCAGCUCGGAGCUCCAGCCCACCAACCUGACUCUGCACUAUUGGUACGAGAACUUGGAUCAUGACAAAAUCAAGGAGUGUGGCCACUACCUAUUCUCCUCGGAGAUCACUUCCGGCUGUUGGUUGCAAAAAGAGGAGAUCCGUCUAUACCAUACAUUUGUUGUCCAGCUCCAGGACCCGCAGGAACCUAGGAGGCACACCGUGCAGAAGUUAAAGCUGCAGGAUCUGGUGAUCCCCUGGGCUCCCGAGAACCUAACCGUUCACAAACUGAGCGAAUCCCAGCUAGAACUGAACUGGAACAACACGUACUUGGACAAAUGCUUGGAGCACCUGGUGCAAUACCGCAGCGACCGAGACCGCAGCUGGACUGAACAAUCCGUGGAGCACAGACAGAGCUUCUCCCUGCCCAGUGUGGACGCACAGAAAUUCUACACGUUCCGUGUUCGGAGCCGCCAUAACCCGCUCUGUGGUAGCGCCCAGCAAUGGAGUGAAUGGAGCCGCCCAGUGCACUGGGGCAGCCGCGCUUCAAAGGAGAACCCCUUGCUGUUUGCACUGAAGGCCAUGCUCAUCCCCCUUGGCUCCAUGGGACUGAUCGUCAGCCUCAUCUGUGUGUACUGCUGGCUGGAACGGACGAUGCCCCGAAUUCCUACCCUCAAGAACCUGGAGGAUCUGGUUACCGAAUACCAGGGGAACUUUUUGGCCUGGAGCGGUGUGUCCAAGGGUUUUGCCGAGAGCCUGCAGCCAGACUACAGUGAACGGCUCUGCCACGUCAGUGAGAUUCCCCCCAAAGCGGGGGCCCUAGGGGAGGGGCCUGGGGGCUCCCCCACGUUACACCCUUAAACCCGAAGCCUGAGCACUGGUACCUUGACAGAAGCCCAAGAUCCUGUACUCCUAAAUUGUACCGACCUCCCCCUGUCCCGCCAGCCUGGGUCCAGUACUGGUCUCACCCCCGCCCCAUGGCUGAUUUUGAAUUCUGUGCCCCUAUGAUUGCCCCCUCAUCCAAUAUGUCCCCCCCCCGAGAAUUGUCCCUUUGCCUCGUACGUGUUUCUCGACUCCCUCCCUCCCUGCAAAUCUAUGAAAAAUAAAGUACCUAUUGAUA